Galdieria sulphuraria is the source of this 743-nucleotide messenger RNA. RefSeq names its product tRNA/rRNA methyltransferase. Gene Ontology annotation, cellular component: cytosol. Gene Ontology annotation, molecular function: RNA binding. Gene Ontology annotation, biological process: tRNA nucleoside ribose methylation. Lineage: Eukaryota; Rhodophyta; Bangiophyceae; Galdieriales; Galdieriaceae. The transcript is spliced from 3 exons. Bases 18 to 620 code for a protein of 200 amino acids. The record is from RefSeq and is a predicted model, not a curated record.
UAGGGAAAACAAAUCGUAUGAGUAUUUUAAGGAAUGAACGAUACGUGCUCUGGAGAGACCCUCACCUAUUGAGAGCAUCAGUUUCACAGAUUCGCAUAGUUCUGGUAGAACCUGAAGGAGCAGACAAUGUAGGAGCAGUGUCUCGAGUCAUGAGGAACUUUAACUUCUCAAAGCUCGUCUUGGUGAAUCCAAAGUGUGGCUAUAUGGAGGGUCGUGCACGAGCUAUGCACGGAAUUGAGGUUUUAACAAACUGUAAGGUAGUUAUGUCUCUUGCGGAAGCCCUCAAUGGAUGCACUCGUGUGAUUGCUUCUACAAGCAGACAAAGAGAUUCUUGUACCGAUUUGGUGUUGGAAGGCCCCGGAAAUGUAGUUCCUUGGUUAACACAGCUGGAGUGUGGAUCCACUGCGGCGGUUGUGUUUGGUAGAGAAUCGAGUGGUCUUACUAAUGACGAACUGAAAUUAGCGCAUCGCUUUCUGAAGAUCCCAGCAAGUGAGGACUAUCCUGUCUUAAACUUGGCCAUGGCCGUUGGCAUUGUUUGCUAUGAGCUCUAUCUAUGGAACAAUGAGACCGCCAGUAGAAAUUUGAACUUACAAACUACCAAAGCUACAAGCUUCGUCUAGAAAAUUUUCUUCUCAAUAUUUCGUUUAUUUCUGAACAAUCUAAAAAGAAACGAAUGUUGAAAUUUCGUUCCAUGCUGAAUCGAUUGAAUAUGUCAACAAAAGAAGCCAAUAUGUUGCAUGGAA